AUGGCGAGCAAACAGCACAACCACCUGAUCAGCCUCGUCAAGCAGAUGAUCCCUCCGCUGUCGCCCAAAUUGCACAAGGGGCAAGCUGGAAGGAUUGGCGUCUUGGGCGGUUCGGGAGACUAUUCUGGAGCGCCAUACUUUGCGUCGAUGGGUGCUAUGCGGUUCGGAGCGGACCUGGCGCAUGUUAUCUGCGAACCCACCGCAGGGGCCGUGAUCAAGACUUACUCACCCGAUCUCAUCGUCCAUGCUAUCCUGGACUACAAAAAGUCAGACGAGGACAUCAAGAAGGAGUUGAAAGGGAUCAUGUCUCGCCUGCACGUCCUAAUCAUCGGGCCAGGGCUUGGCCGUGACGACCACAUGCAGAACUGCGCUCGGAUAGCUUUCGGUCUGGCAAAAGAUAUGGAUCAAAUGGGCGUCGUGGUCGACGCGGAUGGUCUCUGGCUGGUCCAGAGCGAGCCGAAACUGGUCAUGGACUGGCCUGGCGUCCCAAGAAUCGUCCUCACCCCAAACAUCAUGGAGUUCAAGCGAUUAUGCGAGGCUAUGAAGAUCGACACCAAAGCCGAGCCACGAACCCUAUGUCCUCAACUCGCCCGCGCGCUACAGAACGUAACCAUCAUCCAAAAAGGAGAACACGACAUCGUUUCGAACGGUAUGCAGAUACCAGCUGAGCUCAUCGAAGGGCAAGGCAUUUCGUCGGAGGAGGUCUUGGAGAAUGAAAUACAGGGCGGUCUGAAGCGGGUGGGCGGGCAGGGAGAUAUCUUGAGUGGGAGUACAGGCGUAUUGAUGGCCUGGGGGAGCGAAUGGGUCAAGGGGACCUACACCGAUGUCGGACAUCCACCACCCGACAGCAAGGCGAUUGCAGAGAACGUCCCCCUGCUGGCGGCAUAUGGCGCGUCAACAUUCAACCGGACAGUGUCAAAGCGAGGCUUUGAAAAGAAGGGGCGAUCCAUGGUGACUGGUGAUCUGGUAGAUUUGGUGGGGCCAGUAUACGAAGAGGUCUUUGGCAAGGCGCGGGAGGACGACGGCGCGGGGUCAAAACUGUAA
This is a messenger RNA of Dioszegia hungarica, 1044 nucleotides long. Its product is annotated as putative cytoplasm protein. The coding region runs from base 1 to 1044 and encodes 347 amino acids. Gene Ontology annotation, molecular function: ATP-dependent NAD(P)H-hydrate dehydratase activity. The record is from RefSeq and is a predicted model, not a curated record. The transcript is spliced from 8 exons. Gene Ontology annotation, biological process: metabolite repair. NCBI's taxonomy places the organism in Eukaryota, Fungi, Basidiomycota, Tremellomycetes, Tremellales, Bulleribasidiaceae.